This is a messenger RNA of Cyprinus carpio (common carp), 2965 nucleotides long. Its product is annotated as TSC22 domain family protein 1. Gene Ontology annotation, biological process: regulation of transcription by RNA polymerase II. NCBI's taxonomy places the organism in Eukaryota, Metazoa, Chordata, Actinopteri, Cypriniformes, Cyprinidae. The record is from RefSeq and is a predicted model, not a curated record.
CCGCGGCUCCGCCCCCUGCUGUCGUCACCACAGCUGCUAGCUCGUCGGUUAGCGUGCUAACAGCGGUCGGCAGUGAUGAGACAGAGACAGGAUGAGACAGCAAACCUGCGAAUGAAGCCAUUUCAGCAUCCUCACGCAGGCCAGAGAGCAGAAAGCGGCGUAGAGCGGAUUUAAACCCGGAUUCGAGUCCCUGCUCAGUCUCAUCAGGAGCUCGGAAGAGCGUCUGCGGCGCGGAGGUGAUGUCGACGGUCUGUUUGUGUUCAUUUAUCAGCUGUUACUGACGCGUGUCACUUCUGUCUGGACACACGCUGCUGGGGGACCGCUGUUUAAUGUGCUGAGCACGAGCUAGCUGGCGUUAUUUAGUAUAAUCACUCGCUGAGCAUCUGUUGGAGGAGCUGUCAAACUCGUGCUUGUUCUUUAAAUGGGGACUAAAAGCGGCUUCCUAACGACGUCACUGCACGGACUGUAGUGUGUCCACCAGGGUCAGUACACCGUUCACCGUAUUUACAUCCGUACAAGAGAGUAUUUCAGAGAUGCAUCACUCUGAGUCCAGCGGCGAGUUGCCCGGCAGCAGGAGGAUGUCCCACCCGUCAGUGUUCCCCGGCCGCAGGGGCAGCGGCGCUACCGUCCCGUCCGAUGACCACCAGACGUCCCCCGGGCCGCAUCACCCCCCCCACAGCCUCAGCAUCCAGAUCUCCGGGACGCAGGUCAAGAAGAAGAGCGGCUUCCAGAUCACCAGCGUCCUGCCCGCGCAGGUGUCCGCCAGCGCCAACAACAGCCUCGCCGACGACACCGAGAGCUACGACGACCUGGACGAGUCUCACACCGAGGACCUGUCCUCGUCCGACAUCCUGGACGUCUCGGCGUCCCGGGCCACGGACACCGGCGUCCCUGAGAGGAGCUCGUCGGAGGAGACGCUGAAUAGUUUGCACGGGGGCGAGACGCCCGGAGUCACGUCGCCCAAUGAGCCGGUGAUGCAGGGGUACAUGGUCAACGGCGUCCACCAUCAUCAUCAUCAUCAUCAGAAGACUGGACGACCCGCGGCUCCUGCAGCUGUCCCCGCCGUCCAGCAGGCUCCGGGCUCGAGCGGGCGCUCCGCGGUGGAGGCAGGCGGAUCCGCGGCGUUGAGCCACAGCCCCGCACCGUUACCUGACACCGCCGGUGUUUCCGUCCCCGCUGGGACGACGGUGGCGCCCGCAAAUCCUCCGACCGCGAGCGCCGUGACCACCGCCUCUCGCUUCAGGGUGGUGAAGCUCGAUUCCAACUCGGAGCCGUUUCGGAAGGGACGCUGGAUGUGUACGGAGUACUACGAGAAAGACGCCCCGGCUGGAGACGCCGCGGCCGCCGCAGCUGUCGCUCACAGAGCGGUGGAGAGCGUCAUUCAGUCUGAACACGAGACCACGAGCGGCAGCUCCUCCGGAAGCACUCUGAGCGGCGGAGGAGACGGUCAGCAGGCUCACGCUCAAGACCCAGGCGCUCAAGCGUCCGCCGCCGGACAGACCGUUGUGUUGGGUGUUGAGAGUUCAUCUCCGUCGCUUCGACCGUACAGUGUAGAGGCCCAGAGCAACGCCAAACCUCCGGUGUCCGUCAGCCAGAGCGCGCUUCCUCCGGUGGAGUACACCCCGCGGCCGGCGAGCGUCCAGCCUCUUCAGAUUCCUCCAGUGUCACCCAGAGCUGUGCCAGGAGCCGUCGGGAUACCAGGGCUUCCUCCGGGGCCCGUGUCUCCGAGGCCCCAGGUUCCCGGCCCACAGAUGAGCAUCAACCCGGACCCGACCGGAGCCCAGCUGUCUUCAUCCAGCACGCCUUCGUCAGCCGCUCAGAGCAACCUGCAGCCGCUGCUGCACGGGGCCACCCUGAGAGCCCCGCUCCCGCCGGCGGGCCCCGCGUAUGUGACGGCCUCGCAGCUGGAAGAUGCCCAACGACUGCUGCUGCAGCACCACACGCUGCUGUCACUGCCACGGCUGGCCGCAGGGGGCAUGACCGGCCUCUCAGGGCCGACUGCGUCUGAUGCUGCUGCCGGCGCUUUUGCGGUCUCAGCAGGUGCAGAUGAAGACAGUUCCUCCGGAGCCAGUGUCGUGGCCAUAGAUAACAAGAUCGAGCAAGCCAUGGACCUGGUGAAGAGUCACCUGAUGUACGCGGUGCGUGAGGAGGUGGAGGUGCUGAAGGAGCAGAUCAAGGAGCUGAUGGAGAGGAACUCUCAGCUGGAGCAGGAGAACACGCUGCUGAAGAACCUGGCCAGUCCCGAGCAGCUGGCGCAGUUCCAGGCGCAGGUCCAGACCGGAUCGCCCACCGCAGGGGCCCCGCCGGCCCUCCCGCCCAACCCGGGCCCCGGACCCACCGCCUGACUACCUCUGUGUGAGCGGACUCCACAAUCAUCCAGGCCACUGUCGGUCAUCACAGACGCUGCUUAUCAAACGUCACCAGCCUCAGACAAUCAGUACUGACCCGGACGGACACGCGUGACCUCCUGAGCAUCACGUGCGCAUGCGGGUCAGUAUUAGCCGAGCCGGUGGCGUCAAUCAUUGCCACAUUCAACUUGUGUUCGUACGGUGUUUCCAGUCGCUCUGCUGGUUUUGUUACUGGUUUUAUCGGUUUGGCUUUUAGUUUUUUUCCUCUAGCUGUAUUGAAUACAUAAUGAGCACUUUGCAGUCGACACAUGUGAAUAAGACCAAACGAGCACCGCCGUGAGGACGAGCGUGACCUUUGACCCGUGAACCCUUCACCUCUGUGUCGUGUGUAAAAAUAACGGUGGACUGUGAAUCAGGUUUCAGGCUCACGAUGAGGACGGACUUUCUGUGUGCUCAUGAACGAGUUCUGCUCUGGUUAAGUUAUUUGCCUUGCCUCUGGUCACCCGUAAGUCUGUCAGUGAUCGUGACCUUUGACCUCACAGUAUGUGCAUGUUUACUUCAUAACAAUGUGACGUCAUGCAGUUGCACAUCGACUUUAAUAAAUGAGAAGGAAUCAA